Schistosoma curassoni is the source of this 4107-nucleotide messenger RNA. NCBI's taxonomy places the organism in Eukaryota, Metazoa, Platyhelminthes, Trematoda, Strigeidida, Schistosomatidae. The record is from the annotation of a GenBank genome assembly.
AUGGCAUUGAUAGAACGAAUGAGCAUUCUUGGAAUUCGAAGUUUUGGACAGGAAACAUCCCAAAAAAUUGAAUUUUUUACACCUGUCACUUUGAUUCUUGGUCAGAAUGGAACGGGAAAAACGACUGUCAUCGAGUGUUUGAAAUAUUCAGCAACUGGAGAACUACCUCCUGGAUCGAAAACUGGGUGUUCAUUUAUCCAUGAUCCUAGAAUAGCACAAGAAAGUGAAGUGAAAGCCAAAGUCACUCUUCAAAUUCGUGAUGUUAAAGGUUGCCCUAUGGUUGUUUCACGAGCACUUAUGGCAACACAGCGUGAUAAAACAAAGCAAGGGACUUUAAAAACUCUGGAUGGAUCAAUAAAACGUCAGUACUCAGACGGACGUGUUACAAGUGUCAGCCUACGAUGUACUGACCUAGAUCAGGAAAUGGUUACAAGUUUGGGUGUAUCAAAAGCUGUCUUGGAAAAUGUUAUCUUUUGUCACCAAGAAGAUUCCAAUUGGCCUUUACAAGAAGCGAAAUCGGUAAAACAACGUUUCGACGAUUUGUUUGCUUCAUCACGUUAUGUGAAAGCACUGGAUGCCAUUCGGAAGUGUAAACAAGACAAUGAUGGCAAUGUUAAAUUAUAUAAAACUGAGUUGAAACAUUUAACCAAAAAUCGUGAUGAAGCUUUGAAACUUCGUUCUGAACGAGAAGAAACACUUCAUUCAAUUGAAAAACAGGAAAAAAAUCUAGAAGAAAUGUCUGCAAAGCUUCAACCUGUCGUUGAACAACUCAACCGUUAUAAAGAACGCUACGCAGAACUAACAAAACUACAAGCUGAAAUCAAGUCUUGUGAAGCUGAACGUGCUCAUUUAACAGACACAAUAAAUAAUUUAAUGUUAAACAUACAGAACGAGUAUCAAGGAAGUGAUGAAGAAUUAAAGCGUUUGAUUGAAGAUGCUGAGACAGAAUACGAAAAGAAAAUUUUUCUGUUGAAUCAAUCUGAAAAUAUAUUACAAAGAAAACGUAAAGAGUUAAAUACUUUGGAAACGAAUCAAACAAAAACUAUUGUUGAGAAAACACAAAUUGAAAUGGAGGUUAAGCGUUUGAAUGAAGCAAUAAUCAAUCGUGAUAUGAUCUUAGCCUCGAUCGUUACAAAUUACAUUCCCGGUGAUAAGUAUGCAGAUGUGAAACAAUUCACCGAUGAGGAUGUGGAGUAUAUUGUGCAGUUUGUUGAUGGAUUACUACAUGAAUAUGAAAAUCAAUUAACAGCAGUGAAGCUGCUAUCGGCUAAUGAAGAGAGGAAAGCUCAAACUGAUGUUGAUGUUGUUCGAGAUGAAUUGGCUGCUCUAAAACAAAAAAUACAAACUAUAAAACGUAAUUAUAAUCAACGAUCAUGUGAAAUGAUUAGUGUUGAAAAACGCUUAGAAAAUGAACAUUCAUUAAAUGAACGUAUUGAAAAAGUCAGAGAUCAAUUUCAUAAAUCUGAAAUCACCAUUCGAGAUUUAAAUGCGGAUCAUGAAUUGAACAACUUACAUCAAUCCAUAACAGAAUCGUUGGGAAAGAAAAAGGAACUGGAGCAUACAAUCAGUUUACUAGAUGAAAAAAUUGCGACAUUUCAAAAAAGUGCCAGUAAGUAUCGUGAGUUAGAACUCAUGCAGAAAGAACGAGCGAAUAAACUUGAAGGGAUUCGCAAAAUACGAAGUCGUCAUGCUGAAGCAUUGGAACAAGUUUUCGCUGGCUCUGUGAUUCCUUUUGUAGCUACAGAAAAGUCACUUGAAGAACAAGCGAAUCCUAAUAAUAUUCGAUCGUUUAUUAAUGAUCAAACACGUUUAAAGGUUGUAUUCUCUAAACGACUUGAUGGAUUGGAACAGUCAACUAGAGAGACAAGAAAACAGUUGGCUAAAAUUGAGCAAGAGCGCUCAUCGCUUGAAGCUACUUCUAAAUUUACCAGAAAUCAUCUACAAGAAAAACGAGAUCAACUGAAAAUAUUAGAAGGAAAGCUUUUAUCUGUACCUGGAGCAGAUGAUCUGGAACAAACUCUUAUUAAUCUUCAAGAUAGACGUGGCUCUUUAGAGGAAGAAUAUGCAAACGAACAAGGAAGUGUAUUUUUGUGGUGUAAAUUUCGUGAUCGAUUGUCUCGUGUAAAUUCUGAUUGUCCAGUAUGUCAUCGAUGCUUUGACAGUGAUGCAGAACGUGAUGAAUUAUUAAAUGAAAUUGAUAACCGAAUAAAAACGUUGCCUUCUGAAUUUGAACGUAAAAAACAAGAAUUGAAAGAAAUAGUUUCACGUCUUGAAUCAUUGGUUGAGUUACGUCCCAUAAGUUUAGAGAUCAAAAAUUUACAUGAGGAAAUAAUUCCUGCUCUAGAGUUGAAAAUUAAAGCUGAAUUAGAUAAACUUACUGAUGUACGCAGUCAACGAGAUAAGACAAGUGCUCUACUUGAAACAUAUCAAGCAGAUGAAUCUUUAGCAAAAACAGUACAAGGUGAUUUGGCAAUAUUAGAACGCUUAGAAAAUGAAUCUUAUGAAUUAACAGUUAAAAUUAAUCAAUUCAAAUAUGAAUUUACAGAUAUCACAACCGAUUCUCAAUUAAUUGAUGGGUUGCAAGAGGAAAGAAAGUCGUUACGUGAGUCAUUACUAACAAUUUCUGAAACUAUUGAGGAGAAACAAAAGCGUGUUGAUCAGUUGAAUCAGGCUCAACGUGAAGCGGUCAGUGAAAUGCAUAGACUUAAAGAUCAAAUGCAUAAGUUGCAGCAAGAGAAUUUAGAUAAUGUUCAACUGAAGAAUGAUCUUUCUCGUUUAACUCGUGACUGUGAAAUUUUGAAAAAAGAACUAUCUGAAUUAGAAUCUGAGCAACUUCCAGCUGUUCAUCGUCGAUGGACUGAAGCAUGCGAUGAACGCAGUCGUAUUACUAAGAUCCGUGAAGAAAAUAUUGAACAAGCUACUACAAAGGUUAAUGAAAUUGGUGAAAAACUGAAGAAGCUGACUGACGCAUGUACUUCGGUCAAAUUUCCAUUCGAUUCUCAACCCUUAGAACGAUUGAAGGUGAUUCUUGAAACUGUAGAAGAACUUCAAAAGAACUUAUCUCUUGUCAAAUCUGAGGCUGACACCUGUAGUCAAAAUAUCGAACUCUUAAAAAAACAAAUCAACGAACAUAAAAUGCGUCAGCGAGAAUUGGCGGAUUGUGUCCAAGUUCGUCAACUACGUUGUCAACUUAACUUUCUCACAGAACGAACAGAAUCCCUUGCCAAAAAUCAAAUGAUUUGUGAUAAUAUUCCUUUAUCAGAUCAGGAUUUAAUUAACGAAACUAAACGUUUAUCAUUAGAAGAGGAAAAACUUCAUUCACUUAAACAAGACAUAUCCAAUCAACUAAGUGAAUUAAACGCAAAACUCUGUUAUCUUAAUCGUGAUUUGAAUGAAAAAUAUACCAACGCUGACAGUGAAUAUCGUGAUAUGAUGUAUCAGCUUAAAACUUCAGAAUUAGCUUGUUCGGAUUUGGAACGGUAUUAUAAAGCUUUAGAUAGAGCGAUAAUGUCUUAUCAUGCUGUUAAAAUGGCUGAUCUAAAUAAAAUUAUCCGAGAAUUAUGGCGCAGUACAUACCGUGGCAAUGAUAUCGAUUACAUUGAGAUAUGUAGCGAAGAAGAUACAGCUGCUGCUUUGAAUGUUUGCAGAACGCGAAGAACUUAUAAUUACCGUGUGGUUAUGGUGAAGACAACAACAGGAAGCAUGUCAGUUUCUCGGCCGAAGUCAAAAAACAACACUUCAUGCAAUAACGAAGCCCGUUUAGAUAUGCGUGGACGAUGUUCAGCUGGGCAAAAAGUUCUAGCCAGUUUAAUCAUCCGUUUAGCACUGGCUGAAGUAUUUUGCCUACAUUGUGGAGUACUUGCUCUUGAUGAACCAACGACAAACCUCGACCGAGAAAAUAUUGAAAGUUUAGCUUAUGCUCUGGUAGAAAUUAUAAAAAACAGGAGCCGUCAGAAAAACUUUCAGUUAAUCGUUAUCACACAUGAUGAAGAUUUCGUCGAAUUACUUGGUAGAUCAGACUACGUGGAAAACUUUUUCCUAUUAUCACGUGAUGCACAAGGUUUAUCAGAAAUUAGAAAAGUCCCUAUUGGAGAACAUUUUCAUUAA